UUGGCCGGGGAUGGAACCUAGCCUUGGUGGUGGUGGGGAACUAAAGGGGAGGCAGGAACUAGUGUUAACCCUGAGGUUGGCGGAUCUCCGGGCAGGAUCUAGUGGAGUUGGUAGGGAGCGUAGUUCUAGAUGUGGAGCUUGAUGCAUCCACUGAACCCAGCGGGUCGGGUCGCAGAGGCAACGCCGUCCAGCUGUUGCGUCUUGGGCAGAGCGUAACUGUGUUGCCCCUUCCAAGUUUGCAAAUUUUGUUAUAGAUUUUUCAACCCCUUUCCUCACCGGGGUGAUGAUAAGUGAUCACUGAAUAGGAGGGAGACGCUGCAAGCGAUUGUUAUUGACUUGUUAUUAUUAUUAUUAUUUUGCUCCAUGGGACAGAGUUGUUUUCCCGUGACUUGCUGGUAAAAGUGUGCGUGUGUGUUUUUCUCCCGGUCCCGAGGGCGCGUGUCUUUUGCCUUCCCCUCCUGGGUCUCCGGCUGCGAUUCGAACCGGCCAUGGAGGUGCUGGAAAGCGGGGACCCGAACCUGUUGCACUGGGAUCGGAAACUGAGCGAGCUGUCAGAACCAGGAGAUUCCGAUGCCUUGCUUUACAACACGCACUUCACUGAGUUCCUUGAUGAUUUCUCCCAGGAUGUUUUGGGCCAGCUCUUGAAUGAUCCUUUCCUGUCGGACAAAAAUGAGAUGAUGGAAGUAGAGCUGUCACCGGCUUCUCCGGCUCCCCUCAUUCAGGCAGAGCACAGCUACUCGCUUUGUGGUGACUCCCGCCCCCAGUCUCCGCUAACCCACAUCUCAGCCGAUGAUAAUUUCAACGAAGCUGACCUGGAAAAUGAAGACUGGUGUUUGGGUGCGGAGUUGACAUCAGCCCCUGUGAAGACAGAAACAGCUGCAGGGGAAGCACCAGGCCUUGCUCCCUCGGUCAGCCUUAUCGCCACACCCAGCCCGGACUCUCUGGAAGGGGAGCAAUCCCAGCUGCAGGAAGAUGGCAUGGUUAAGUCACUGAAUCACAGAACUCUUCCGGAAAUUAAGCUGGAGCCCCAUGAAGUUGAUCAGUUCCUCAACCUUUCUUCUAAAGAAGCAUUCUUUAAACUCCAGGGCACUGGUCCACUGAUCUUGACUGAGGAGGAGAAGAGGACCCUGAUAGCAGAAGGGUAUCCUAUCCCAACAAAACUGCCUCUCACAAAAGCCGAAGAGAAGGCACUGAAGAAGAUCCGUAGGAAGAUAAAGAAUAAGAUCUCUGCCCAAGAAAGCCGAAGAAAAAAGAAAGAAUACAUGGACAGCUUGGAGAAAAAGGUGGAGUGCUGCUCAAAUGAAAACAGCGAACUUCGCAAGAAAGUAGAAGUGCUCGAGAACACCAACAGAACACUCCUGCAACAGUUACAGAGGCUCCAAGCCAUGGUGGCUGGGAAAGUGUCCCGCUCAUGUAAAGCUGCCAGCACACAGACGGGGACCUGUCUUAUGGUGGUCGUAUUAUGCUUCGCCAUUACUUUUGGCAGCUUCUCCCAGAUUUAUGGGCCUGAUUCCUCCGUCACAAAGGCUGUACUGCCAAGCCAGCAUUCCACACCAGAGUCAUAUGCAGCCUCUAUCGUGAGGUCAAGGAGCCUGCUGAUUUAUGAUGGGGCUCCCCCACUGGAGGAGCACCAUUUCUUAGAUAGCAGCAGCAGCAGCAGCAGCAGCUGGGACAGGCACCUGGAGCCUUCUAAGCAUCCAGCCUUGUCUUUGGAGUCUGCAUCGAGGUCCCCUGAUGAUGAAGUCACAGAGAUCACGAUAGCUAAUGAGACGAGGCUAGAGAAAGCUGUACUGGUGGAGCUACAGCCACACAGAGUCAACUCAGAGUUGGAAAUGAAUGAAACACUAAAGUUCAUCGAAAUUGACAGAAGAAUGAAUGCUACAUCUUAAAAGAGAAAGACAGAGAGAGAGAGAGGAGGAGGGUUAUUCUUAUCCCUUCAUCUUUUUUCCAGCCAAAGGUUUGAGGAACUAAUCAUUGUCAAUAAAUCCAAAGUGCUUGUCUGAUUUCCACACUGGCUUACGGGGAAGUGGCUUUGGUCUGCAGUUCUUCUUUGAUUCUUCCCACACACAUCCUCCCUGCUGGCCCCGGAUCUCCAACUCCUGAUGCUCAAUUUGGCUUUUUCACUCCUACGCCCAAGAGAAACGCUUUAAUGGCGGCUAGUGCCAAGAAGGUGCUGCUGCCGAGGAUAUGAUCUGAGCAGGCAAAUCUCCUGGAGGAGGUGCCGAAUGGAUAACCAAGCUGUCCUUGUGUCUUUGUAAAAACUGCAGCUGUCAUGUUUCUGCUGUCCUGUUGCAUAAUAAAUGCAUCGAAAGGGAAAA
Molecule: messenger RNA, 2318 nt
Organism: Pogona vitticeps (central bearded dragon)
Lineage: Eukaryota; Metazoa; Chordata; Lepidosauria; Squamata; Agamidae
Source: RefSeq, a predicted model, not a curated record